CUUUAAUACAGAUUUUUUUUUUUUUAAUUUCAGACCCUUCUCAUCUUUUUCCUGCAUUCCACCCUCCUGUACCCCUUGACGCAAGACAUCACGAAGGGCGCUACCAUUAUGAUCCAUCUCCAAUACCUCCUUUGCACGUGCCUUCUGCUUUAUCUAGUAGCCCGACAUAUCCAGACCUACCCUUCAUUAGGAUCUCUCCACACCGGAACCCUGCUACAGCAUCGGAGUCCCCCUUUAGCCCUCCACAUCCCUACAUCAACCCCUACAUGGACUACAUCCGCUCUCUGCAUAGCAGCCCGUCCCUCUCCAUGAUCUCAGCAGCUCGCGGACUGAGCCCUACAGACGCUCCCCAUGCAGGAGUGAGCCCCGCUGAAUAUCACUACCAUCAGAUGGCGCUGUUAGCUGGUCAGCGUAGCCCCUAUGCAGACAUCAUUCCUGCUGCCACAGCCGGUGCUGGGGCCAUCCACAUGGAAUAUCUUCAUGCCAUGGACAGCGCCAGAUUCCCCAGUCCCAGGCUGUCAGGCAGGCCGAGCCGAAAACGAACACUGUCCAUCUCACCACUAUCCGAUCAUAGCUUUGACCUUCAGACCAUGAUAAGGACAUCUCCCAAUUCCUUGGUCACAAUUCUCAAUAAUUCCCGCAGCAGCUCUUCAGCAAGUGGCUCCUAUGGUCACUUAUCUGCAAGUGCAAUAAGCCCUGCCUUGAGCUUCACCUACCCUUCUGCACCCGUGUCUCUCCAUAUGCAUCAGCAAAUCUUAAGUCGUCAGCAGAGUUUAGGCUCGGCCUUUGGACAUAGCCCUCCACUCAUCCACCCGGCUCCAACUUUUCCGACACAGAGGCCUAUUCCAGGGAUCCCUGCUGUUCUCAAUCCAGUUCAAGUCAGCUCCGGCCCGUCAGAGUCCACACAGCAGAACAAGCCUACAAGUGAGUCUGCAGUGAGCAGCACUGGAGAUCUGAUCCACAAUAAGCGGUCCAAGAUCAAGCCUGACGAAGACCUCCCCAGCCCAGGGCCCCGGGGCCAGCAGGAACAGCCAGAAGGAACGACCCUAGUCAAGGAGGAAGGGGAUAAAGAUGAAAGCAAACAGGAGCCCGAAGUCAUCUAUGAGACAAACUGCCACUGGGAAGGUUGCGCCCGGGAGUUUGACACCCAGGAGCAGCUGGUGCACCAUAUAAACAACGACCAUAUUCACGGAGAGAAGAAGGAAUUUGUGUGCCGGUGGCUAGAUUGCUCUAGAGAGCAGAAACCCUUCAAAGCCCAGUACAUGUUGGUGGUGCAUAUGCGGAGACACACAGGAGAGAAGCCUCACAAAUGCACUUUUGAAGGUUGCACAAAGGCCUACUCGAGACUAGAAAACUUGAAAACGCACUUGAGAUCCCACACUGGAGAGAAACCAUAUGUCUGUGAGCACGAAGGGUGCAACAAGGCUUUCUCCAAUGCCUCCGAUCGUGCCAAGCACCAAAACAGAACACAUUCUAAUGAGAAACCAUAUGUGUGCAAAAUCCCAGGCUGCACUAAACGCUACACAGACCCAAGUUCUCUCCGGAAACACGUGAAGACGGUACAUGGCCCAGAGGCACAUGUCACCAAGAAGCAGCGUGGUGACAUACAUCCUCGGCCUCCGCCUCCUCGAGAUUCCAGCAGCCACUCACAGUCUAGGUCUCCGGGCCGGCAGACUCAGGGAGCUCUGGGUGAGCAGAAGGACCUCAGCAAUGCUACCUCAAAGCGCGAAGAAUGUCUCCAGGUGAAAGCGAUCAAGGCCGAGAAGCCCAUGACAUCUCAGCCAAGCCCUGGUGGUCAGUCUUCAUGCAGCAGCCAACAGUCCCCCAUCAGCAACUAUUCCAACAGUGGGCUCGAGCUUCCUCUGACAGAUGGAGGUGGUGUUGGAGACCUCAGUGCUAUCGAUGAAACCCCGAUCAUGGACUCGACCAUUUCCACUGCAACCACAGCCCUUGCCUUGCAAGCUAGGAGGAACCCGGCAGGGACCAAAUGGAUGGAGAACGUAAAACUCGAAAGGCUCAAACAAGUGAAUGGAAUGCUUCCGCGACUGAACCCCAUCCUACCCCCCAAAGCCCCUGCAGUCUCUCCUCUUUUAGGAAAUGGCUCCCAGCCUGGUAACAGCUGCAAUCUGGGUGGGCCUGUGACCCUGCUCCCUAACAGAAGCGACCUUCCUGGGGUGGACAUCACCGUGCUGAACAUAUUCAACAGGAGGGACAGCAGCACCAGCACCAGCAGCUCUGCCUACCUGAGCAGCCGCCGCUCCUCUGGCAUUUCUCCCUGUUUCUCCAGCCGGCGGUCCAGCGAGGCUUCCCAGGCCGAGGGGCGACCCCAGAAUGUGAGCGUGGCCGACUCCUACGACCCCAUCUCCACCGACGCCUCCCGCAGGUCAAGUGAAGCCAGCCAGUGCGACGGCCUGCCCAGCCUGCUCAGCCUCACGCCCGCCCAGCAGUAUCGCCUGAAGGCCAAGUAUGCGGCUGCCACAGGCGGGCCGCCCCCCACCCCGCUGCCCAACAUGGAGAGGAUGAGCCUCAAGACCCGGAUGGCUCUGCUCGGGGAUGGCAGGGAGCCCAUGGGACCCCUGCCUCCCGUCCACCCUCCCCGGAGGUGUAGCGAUGGGGGUGCCCACAGCUCUGGCCGGCGCCCUCUGCUGCCCCAGGAUGCACUGGGGAACGGUGUGAGAAGAGCCAGCGACCCAGUGAGGACGGUCUCUGAGAGCCUCUCCCUCCCCAGGGUCCCACGGUUCAACAGCCUUAACAGCUUCAGUCCUCUGGGUUUGCCUCCAUCCCUGGAGAAGCGUAAUUUAGUGCUUCAGAAUUACACACGGCCCGAGGGGGGCCCGUCCCGUCACUUCCACUUGUCUCCCUGUCCCCCCAGCAUUACUGAGAACGUCACCCUGGAGUCCCUGAGCAUGGACUCUGAUAUGAACCUGAAUGAUGAGGAUUUCUUGCCUGAUGACGUGGUGCAGUAUUUAAAUUCCCAGAACCUGGCAGGGUACGAGCAGCACUUCCAGAGUGCCGUUUCUGAAGACAGCAAAGUGUCCCAUGGUUCUAGCCUGGGCGGUGGGCAAGGUGAUCUUGACCCACCUGGGCUGCCAGAUGGCCAUGCCACCCAGCAGCAGUUCCAUGGACUGGAGCAGCCUUGCCCUGAAGCCAGCAAGACUGACCUACCCAUUCAGUGGAACGAGGUCAGCUCCGGCAGUUCUGAGCUGUCCUCCUCAAAGAUGAAAUGUGGCCAGAGGGCCACGGUGCAGCAGGCUCGGGCCUUUGGAUUAUAUAACAACGUGGGUGUCCAGCCACAGAACCCCUUGAGGAAUGGGGCUGGCCCAGCUGGGGCGUACCAGGCCCUCGGGGAGCAGUGCAACUCCUAUAGUGGCCCAGAGCACUUGGCGAGCCACGGGGGCAGCACUGGCCCCGGUGGAAAUGCCUUCCAUGAGCUGCCCUGUAAGAUCCAACAGUAUGGGAACUGCCUUAACAGGCAGCCAGGGGUGACAAGCUCAUUUGAUGGUGUUUCUGGGGCUGGGCUUCAAGUGUCAAAGCUGAAGAGUGGCACCGUACAGGGGAAUGGGAGCCACCUGGAAUUUGCCAUGUCAGUGACUCCAAACGAGUCGGCUGGCAGUGCAGCGAGUGGAGUACCGACCCAAGACCUGAUGGGCCAGGGGUACCUGCCCCACCAGCUACUCGGUGACAGCAUGCACCACCAGGGGCCAGGCUGCCCGGGGCAACAGACGCUAGCGCAGGUCAGUGCUACCUCACACAUCAACACCUAUCCAGGGCCAGAAAAUGGCCUGCCAGGGCCUCCCGGCAUCAGUGGGCAGCCAUCAGCCUCAGGAGCUAUCAGGGGCUACCAGCCGUGUGCGAGCCUUGGGGGCAGCAGGCGCCUGACUGUUCCAAGGGGCGGCCUUGCUCUGCAGCAGGGACAGCUCGGUGACACCAGUCAGAUCUGCAGGGUGAAUGGUAUCAAGAUGGAGAUGCAAGGGCAGCCCCAUCAGCUCUGUUCUAAUGCACCAAGUUACUCUGGUCAGUUCUAUGACCAAACUGUGGGCUUCAGUCAAGAUACGAAAACUGGUUCAUUCUCCAUUCCUGAAGCCAGCUACCUGCUACAGAGGACCAGUGCUGAAAACUCGGAAUUACUUUCCCCUGGUGCUGAUCAGGUGACGAGCACAGUCGACAGCCUCCACAGUCAUGACCUGGAAGGGGUGCAGAUUGAUUUUGAUGCCAUCAUUGACGACGGGGACCAUGCCAGCCUCAUGUCAGGAGCCCUGAGUCCAAGUCUCAUUCAGAACCUCUCCCAUAGCUCCUCCCGCCUCACGACGCCACGGGCAUCCCUUCCACUGCCGACCCUUCCCUUGAGCACCACCAACAUGGCCAUCGGGGACAUGAGUUCUUUGCUGACCUCGCUCGCGGAAGAAAGCAAAUUCCUUGCGGUUAUGCACUAGGCAUUAAGGGGAAAAAAACAAAACAAAAAAGAAGUACCACCAACCAACAUGAAAUUUUAGGGGUUUAAAAGAUUCAGUUGACUCCGUUUUUAUUUUUUAUUUUUAGAUCUGUAUGUAUUUUAGCAAUCUCAUCUCACCUAACUGGGAUGUGUUUCAAGUAUAUUCCUUUUAUGGAAAAGGACUCUGCAAGACCCUACAGUAUUCUAGGGAGAAACUGCCUUCCAUUUCAGUUUUGAAUCAGUAUUGUUACUCGCUGCCUCCCCCACCCCUUUUUUUAAGCUGUCAGUCCACCCCCUUAUUAGUAAACCGGUGUAAAUGUGUGCUGUGCAUGUUCUUUUGUUUGAAAGAGAGGUCAACGUAAAGGAUUUGGCGUGUUUUUCUGUUGCUAAAAGGAGGUAGGAUAUGCUGUGGCCAAGGGCUUAAACUUGCAGCGUUUACAGUUUUCUUUUGCAUAUGCUCAGUGUCUGUGUGGGCAUUGUUUGUGUGUGUUUUACUUUCCAUACCGGGCACAAGAAUCAGAAUAUGGAUUGUGAGUUUGAAGACUUUUUGUGGGUGCACUGUAGCAGAAAUGACAGAUUGCUACCAUGCCCCUGUCCCUAAUACAGUUUGGGGUGUGAUUCAGACAGUCGCAUAUGAGUGGAAAUCUGGGAAUCUUGCAAAUAAGAAUUGAGGCAAAAAAUUGGGCUUUCCGUUUUUCUCGUCCACAGAUGUGCUUCCUGUGGAAACACCUAUGUGAUUAGUUGUCAGUUAUCUAUCUAGCCUGCCUCUACUGCUCCUCUGUCUGCCUGAAUAUUUCAUUCAGUGCUGUUCAGAAUUCCAGUGAGGAGGAAGGGACACUUGGUGACACUCAGACACAUUGCUGCUUUGAUCUGUCCCUAUGACAAGUUGGGUAGGCUGUAGAUUGAACCUAUUGGGUAAGAUUCACUUGAGGAACAGUGGGUUUGCUGUAUUUGUUGAUUAUUUCCAUUUCUUUACCCAUGAUCAUAGAUAACUGAGGAUUGAUCAUCUAUAGGUCUAAGAAUAUAGCUGUUUAAACUGUCCCAUAAAUGGAUUCGUUGUGAACCUCUGUUAAUGCCACUAUAGUGAAGGAGUGCUUCCAUCUUAAGGGACUUAUAAAAUAUAGCUGUGAAAGGGAAGGCUCACAUAUAGUGGCAUUUGGAAUAAAUUGUCUCAACAAUUUUUCAGUAUUGGAGAACACCAGGGAAGACGCUUAGUAGCUGUGUGGGUGUCUUUUUCACACCCUCGCUGUUAAAAUACAGCAUCCACGGAAGAGUUCAUUAUUCUAUGCAGUUAGUCCUUAAUGUGGACUGACAUCUAUACAUUUGUUUUGAAUUAAAACAUUUAAAGCUUUAAUAAGGACAGCUACUUCCCAUGUGCAGUUGGUACACAUAAAAGACAUGCUCUGUGUGUAAACAGUACAUGGAUUAUCCAGCAUUCCGCUUUUAAAUAUAUAUAUAUAUAUACUGUUUAACACCUCACACUACCUGCUGUGUAGGCUACCUGCCCUUUUAGCUCUGGAGUCAGGUUUGUCCAAAGUGAUCAGUUGUGUGGCUUUUCUCCCUUGUUCUUUCCAUAGAAAUGAGUAUUAGGAAGACAAACUCUAGUGAAAUAAAAUAUUAGUUCAUGAGAAGAACUUUAAUAUCAGCCCAGUUUCUCCUGUGUUUCCUUUGUUUGGACCAAGAAUCUCAGUGUGGACGUACAUUUGUCCAUUGGGACUUGACUGCAAAGCCAGAACUAUUUGCUUUCAGCAAGAUGUUCCUAAGUUCAGCAAAAAGAUGCUAAGAUUUUUUUUCCCUUUUUUCAUCCUUCUAUAUCUUGCUCUUCUUUUUAAAACAAAGGAUGCUUUGCCACAGAGCCCCAAGCCGAUAGACAGCUAUUGGGAUGAGCUCAGUAGAAUCGAGUCUACUAUUUUUCAACUGACUAAAAGAAAAAAAAAACAAAGAAAAAAAAAUCAAGGUUUUUCCUGUGUUUCUCAAACAGGUCGUGACCAGUUGAUAAAAGCCAUGAUCCUUUCCUUGCAUCUGAUUUUUUUUUCCGUGAAUCUCAAAUUUUCCUGGACCUUGGCUUAGCUCAAACCUUGUCUUCCUCUUCUGUGAAGGUUUUUUGUAUUUUCCUUUGGUUCCAGGAAAUCCUAUGAGUUUUCCCCUUCCUUAACCCCCCCCCCUUUUUUUUUUUUAAAUCUAGUUUCUCCCUUUCAACUGCAUUCAAGCUUUUUCAGAAGACACUCACUUCAGCUCACUAUUGGACUUUUCCCUCUGGAAAUCUCAGAAAAAACAGAGAGGAGAAGGGAGAAGGGAAAGGGAAACGGAAAGUGGGCUCUCCUGGGAAUUCAGUGAUGUGAAUGACAGUCAGUGGAUGGAAGGUAUCAUGGGGCCACUUAGAAUCUGGACAAAGAUUAUUUGGAAACGUGGCAGGCCCACCACCUCUGGCCUUCUCCCUGUUUCUCUGACUUGUGCAGUUAGGGAGAAAAUGAUGACUCGCUAGUGAGUCAGGGUUAUUUGGAAAACAUUUCUGUCAAACCAUGUUUGUUUUAUUUUUCUAAAGAAUUAGACUGCCCCCUGCACCUCACAUGUUGGCUCUUCCACCCGAGCUGCAGUCUUCAUUCUUGCAAUGUAUGUGCCUUAUUUUAUGUUCAUCUUGUCAGUGGGAGGGGCCAGUGGGUGUGGCCCCAUCGGAGCUCCAGACCUGUGCUCUCACAGACUCAGGGCACCAGCGGUGCAGAGUCUAAGCUGUCUUAUAACCUGGUUUCCUGUGUUGUUUUGAGUAGAUCAGAGGAUGUUCUCUUCUGAUGAGUUACUGUUUGUGUAUCCUGCAGACAUGUAAGAUAAGUGUUUUUUUGUUUUCACCUUUUUUAGAUUUAAAAAAAAAUGUGUAAUCCUUUUUUUUUUU
Messenger RNA from Erinaceus europaeus (western European hedgehog), 7322 nucleotides. It is a transcript of the gene GLI3, whose product is annotated as GLI family zinc finger 3. Gene Ontology annotation, molecular function: RNA polymerase II cis-regulatory region sequence-specific DNA binding; DNA-binding transcription factor activity, RNA polymerase II-specific. Gene Ontology annotation, cellular component: nucleus. NCBI's taxonomy places the organism in Eukaryota, Metazoa, Chordata, Mammalia, Eulipotyphla, Erinaceidae. The record is from RefSeq and is a predicted model, not a curated record. Bases 267 to 4433 code for a protein of 1388 amino acids. Gene Ontology annotation, biological process: regulation of transcription by RNA polymerase II; smoothened signaling pathway. The transcript is spliced from 12 exons.